CGCUCACGCUGACGGUCAACACGUAAUUGAGCCAUGGAAGGGAGAACUCCCAUCGCGCUCCGCUCAGGACCAUCGUCCGCGCCGUACGAGGCCAUGGCCGCCUCACAGCAGGCCCACAUUGACGACCUCGUGCAGAAGAACCGCACACUCGAGGCGCUCUCUAAGAAACAACAAGCUGCCCUUAGGCGCGAAGAGGAGCGCAGUACCAUCGCAAUGCAGGAAAUUACCGCGCAAUGGCAUGCAGAGCGCGCAGAGUGGCGCGCGGGAUGCGACACCGUGCAGGCGUUCCACCGUAUCGCGCACCUGCGGACGGCGAUAGAACUCGGACGCGACCGGACAGGCGCGCUGAAGGCAGAGGAUGAGAUUCGGGCGUGCAAGGUCGCGUUGGCGCGGAGGGACGUGAGCAUUGUGCGGUUUCAAAGCCGGGAGCGGGAGCUAGAGACUCGGAUUGAGGAACUGGAGGACCAGCUCGCGGAGGCAGAGGAGGAGGUGGAGCGCCUGAGGAAUGAGGGUGUAGGGGAGCUUGGGGAGCUGCAGACACAGCUAGAGGAGGUCACCGCCGAUUUGGACGCGUCAGUGACUGAGUUGGCGCAGACGAAGCAGGCACUGGAGGAGCUCGAGGACAAAUACACGUCCCUACGAGAGACGUACCACGCGCUGAAGUCCACAUCCGAGUCCUCCACCUCCAAAGUUGAGCGUAUCCAACUUCAGCUGGCCGGCGCGCAGACCACUAUCUCCGACCUUACCAAAGUCAAUCAAGAACUCACCACGCGUAACACCGAGCUCAAACGUCAGGUCAAGGAAUGGGAAACAAUAGGAGGAAAAGACGAGGCUGAGGUCGAUAAAGAGCGGAAACGGCGUCUCGAGUUUGAGAUGCAGGUAAAGGAACUCGAGGAGAAACUGGCCGAAUUGGAAAGCAGCGAUAGGCAGGGUGGCAAAACGGAGGAGAAGCUGAGGAAGAAGGUUGAGAGGUACAAAGUCGCCUUCGAGGAACAAAUGGCGAACACGGAAGCGGCCAACGCCGAAGUUGCGCGUACGCGCGAUGAAGCUGAACGACUCGCAGAUGAGCUUGACGCAGCUCACAGGCUCAUCGACGACUUAAAGGCGCGAGCUGAUCCUGCAGAAAAGCUCGGCAAAGGGAAACAGCGGGAACGAGCGCGCUCACCACCCGUCGACGAGCUUCUGGAGCAAGAAGAAGUGGAAGAGCCGCCGGAGAAGCCCAAAGGUCGACCCAAACCACGUCCAAUCAAGAAGACGCCAGUUGCAUCCUCGCCCACCUCCAAGCCGUCUUCCUCGUCAGACAAACUAACCUCCAAACGGGGCACCGCCGCUGCGAAGUCGAAAGCGUCCUCGGCCAAGGCCUUGGCAACGCUCGAAGAAGAGGCUGACGACGAGAUCAUGGUCGCGGACGACCCAGCGCCUGCAGAGAAGAGCGCGGUCGCGAAGGGCAAGGGCAAGGGCAAGGCCGCCCCCGCUCACGAAGAGGAGGAAGAGAGCCUGGGAAGUGAAGUCGAGCUCGUCGACGAGCCCGCCAAGACUAAGACGAAAGCCAAUGGCAAGGCGAAAGACCCGAAGGGCAAAGGCAAGGGCAAGUUAAUCGACCUGGACGAUGAUGACGCGGAAGAGUUCGAACCGCCAAAGAGGAAUCGCUCACCAGCAAAACCUAAGCCCAAAGCCAAGUCCAAAAACGACUCCACCAUCGAUGUGGACGACUCCGCCGACGAGCCCGAGCCGCCGACGAGGCGGCGCGGCCGCCCCCCGAAGAACAAGCCGGCGGAAGACCACGAACAUCUGGAUACCGCCAAACGCACCACCGCAGCGAGGUCUGCAAAGCGCGCGCGAGAGGAUAACCGAGGCUCGAAGGACGUGGACGGCGUUGAACCAGAGCCCGAGGCGGAGGACACCUCGUCUGCUCAGGUGAAGAAGAAAAAGCGGAAGAUCAA
Punctularia strigosozonata HHB-11173 SS5 is the source of this 1943-nucleotide messenger RNA. RefSeq lists its product as uncharacterized. The annotation marks the transcript as partial. The record is from RefSeq and is a predicted model, not a curated record. The transcript has 5 exons. Lineage: Eukaryota; Fungi; Basidiomycota; Agaricomycetes; Corticiales; Punctulariaceae.